Molecule: messenger RNA, 246 nt
Organism: Dovyalis caffra
Lineage: Eukaryota; Viridiplantae; Streptophyta; Magnoliopsida; Malpighiales; Salicaceae
Source: the annotation of a GenBank genome assembly
AUGAUUAUAUCCGAUGACUCGUCCGGUGCAAAAAAUGGGACGAAGGCUGAUCCGCAUGCUGCUUCUAAGAAAGAUACUGGGCCCAAGAUUGCCAUUAUAUUUGUUUUCGUUGUGGCAAUAGUGUUUUUUGCAUUUUUCCUCUUCAAGUUUUGGCAAAAGAAGAAGAGAGAAGAACAGUAUGCGCGUCUUUUGAAGUUGUUUGAAGAGGAUGACGAUCUUGAAGUUGAACUCGGCCUUCGGGAUUGA